AGACGCGCUCCGCCGCCCCGGCGGCCUCCUCUCCCGGGCCUGGCUCCUAUGGGGCAGGAGGGAGCGGGGAGACCCUGGCCGCGCAGCCCGCGAACCGCCCCGCGCCCCUCGGCCCGGGCGGCCCCGGCAGCCUCGCGCGGGGGCCGCGGACUCGGCUCCGCUGCCAGGCGCGCCGGCGCGGGGUCGCAGCGCCCGGGCUGUCGCCGAGCCCGCUCCCGACAGAAUAACGUGCUCGGUUUCCCCACCCCUGGGAGGGGUUGCCGGGGCCGCCAGCUGCCUCCCAGUUUCCAUCGCUGUCUCCUGGGGAGGAUCCGGCGCCCGGAGGAAGGAUUAGAAUAAACCUGACCGAGGCGCAGAAGUGGUUUCCGAGGAAGCCGGCGCCGGGGCCGCCGCCUCGUGUCCCCUCGGGGCGCAGCGCUCGGGGGUCGGCGGGGCCGAUCGAGCCGCUGUGCGAGGGGGCGGGCGCGCGGCGAGCCGGGGAUCGGCCGGGCGGCCCCCUGAGCCCCGCGGGGCCCCGGAGCCUGUGCACGCGGGCUGGAAGCGACUGAGGACCGGCGCGGCGGGCUGCGGGCGAGCAGCGUCCCUCUAGGAAGGGGAUCGGGCUAUGACAGCUGGGCUCCCCAAAGGGUUAACCUGGGGGUCCUCGGCAAAGUUGUCGCCGACCCAGGAGCCCGCUUAGUGGCCGCGGCGCCGCGGCUCGGGGGGCGGCCGGGCGGCCGGCGGCGGUCGUGGCUCGGCGGGACCCGCGCGGCCGGGGGGCUUCUGGGGGUGUGCGCCCCCAGCCGGCUGCCCUCGUGGAUGCCUCCCGGCGGCGGCGGGCCCAUGAAAGACUGCGAGUACAGUCAGAUCAGCACCCACAGCUCCUCCCCCAUGGAGUCGCCCCACAAGAAGAAGAAAACCGCGGCCCGGAGGAAAUGGGAGGUUUUCCCGGGAAGAAACAAGUUCUUCUGCAACGGGAGGAUCAUGAUGGCCCGGCAGACGGGCGUCUUCUACCUGACUCUCAUCCUCAUCCUGGUCACUAGCGGACUCUUCUUCGCCUUCGACUGUCCAUAUCUAGCAGUGAAAAUCACUCCUGCCAUCCCCGUGGUCGGUGGCAUUCUGUUCUUCUUUGUGAUGGGGACCCUGCUUCGCACCAGCUUCAGUGACCCCGGAGUCCUUCCGCGAGCCACGCCUGAUGAAGCCGCCGACCUGGAAAGGCAAAUAGAUAUCGCCAACGGCACCAGUUCAGGGGGGUACCGCCCGCCUCCCAGAACCAAAGAAGUCAUCAUCAAUGGCCAGACUGUGAAACUUAAAUAUUGUUUCACCUGCAAGAUUUUCCGGCCCCCGCGUGCCUCUCAUUGUAGCCUUUGCGAUAACUGCGUAGAACGGUUUGAUCACCACUGUCCCUGGGUAGGCAACUGUGUGGGGAAAAGAAACUACAGAUUUUUUUAUAUGUUUAUUUUAUCUCUGUCUUUUCUGACAGUCUUUAUAUUUGCAUUCGUUAUCACGCACGUCAUCCUUCGUUCACAGCAAACAGGAUUCCUCAAUGCUCUGAAGGACAGUCCUGCGAGCGUGCUGGAGGCCGUGGUGUGCUUCUUCUCCGUCUGGUCCAUCGUGGGGCUCUCGGGUUUCCACACAUACCUGAUCAGCUCCAACCAGACGACGAAUGAAGAUAUUAAAGGCUCUUGGUCAAAUAAAAGAGGUAAAGAAAAUUACAAUCCCUACAGCUACGGGAAUAUCUUUACCAAUUGCUGUGUUGCCCUGUGCGGGCCCAUCUCUCCGAGCCUAAUUGACAGAAGAGGGUACAUCCUGCCUGACACGCCGCAGCCAGCCGCGCCCUCCAACGGGAUGGCCGCGUACGGGGCCACGCAGUCACAGAGCGACAUGUGCGACCAAGACCAGUGCAUUCAGAGCACCAAAUUCGUUUUGCAGGCCGCAGCCACGCCCCUGCUGCAGAGCGAGCCCAGCCUGACCAGCGAUGAGCUGCAUCUGCCCGGAAAGCCAGGCCUGGGCACGCCCUGUGCCAGCCUGACGCUCGGGCAGCCCACGCCGCCCUCUUCCAUGCCCAACCUCUCCGCCGAGGCCGUGCUCACAGACAUACUGCCCCUGAAAGAGGAGCACAUGGGCCACCAGUUCCUGACACCAGAGGAAGCACCCUCGCCGCCCAGGAUGCUGGCAGGCAGCCCCCUGGCGCACAGCCGCACCAUGCACGUCCUGGGCCUGGCCAGCCAGGACGCUCUGCAUGAAGACUCAGUGCGCGGCCUGGUGAAGCUCAGCUCUGUGUGACCGUGUGGCCCCAGCCCUGCGACUGCGGGCAGUGGGAGGGGGAGACAGGGCGCCCCCCACAGCAACUUUCUCAUGACCCAAUGGCAUGAUGGCGAGGACAACUCCAGGUCCUGAGGCACGGAGACCACACUGGAAGAGUAAAUGGAUUGCUCUCUGAUGGCAAAGGCGGGCAGGACCCAUGUGCUUACAGUUUGGUUUUACUGGAAUUUUCUUCCCCACCCUGACCGCUAUGAUAAUAAUGAAAAUAGUGAAGUAGCUAUUUUCAGGCGUUUGGAAU
Messenger RNA from Diceros bicornis minor, 2542 nucleotides. RefSeq names its product zinc finger DHHC-type palmitoyltransferase 14 (gene ZDHHC14). Gene Ontology annotation, molecular function: protein-cysteine S-palmitoyltransferase activity. Gene Ontology annotation, biological process: protein targeting to membrane; peptidyl-L-cysteine S-palmitoylation. The transcript has 9 exons. The record is from RefSeq and is a predicted model, not a curated record. The coding region runs from base 799 to 2265 and encodes 488 amino acids. Gene Ontology annotation, cellular component: Golgi apparatus; endoplasmic reticulum. Lineage: Eukaryota; Metazoa; Chordata; Mammalia; Perissodactyla; Rhinocerotidae.